Lathyrus oleraceus (garden pea) is the source of this 2018-nucleotide messenger RNA. RefSeq names its product plant-specific TFIIB-related protein PTF2. Gene Ontology annotation, molecular function: sequence-specific DNA binding. Gene Ontology annotation, biological process: regulation of DNA-templated transcription. Bases 214 to 1821 code for a protein of 535 amino acids. The record is from RefSeq and is a predicted model, not a curated record. Lineage: Eukaryota; Viridiplantae; Streptophyta; Magnoliopsida; Fabales; Fabaceae. The transcript has a single exon.
UUCUCAACCAUAUGUGUUGACUCUUGUAUCCCCUUUCUAGAAGAAAAUUUCUUAUAAAUUGGUGUAACAGAAUUAGGGUAUGUUGCAUCAUUGGGUUUGCGUUGAAUGAACAACAGAAACUAUCACUCCAGUUUCAGUAUCGCCAUAUUCACGCCAGAAUUCCCUUAUCGCCAUUGAAAUUGAAUCAAAAGCUUUAAGUUUUUCCCCAAUUCCAUGUCUACCUCUCGUCUCUGCACCAACUGCAGCAGCACCUCUCUUUUCCGCGACGAUGACACUGGGGGAUUGUUCUGUUCCUCCUGCGGCGCCGUUCAACCCUUCGAUCAAUACGAAUCCUUCACCGGCGGCAUCAACGGUCCACAAGGCACCUUCGUCCACAUCGGAACCUCAGGUUCAGGUAACUUUUACUCCUACAAAGACAGAAAAUUAUUAUCCGCGCGUAAUUCCAUUGAAGAAUUCACUAAUAGGUUAGGGUUAUGUUCCAAAACUAUUGAAAUUAAAUCCAUGAUUUCUGAUAUCACCGACGGUGAAUUCGGUCAAGGGAACUGGUUUCAAGUUUUGAUAGGCGCGUGCUGUUAUGUCGUUAUGCGAAAGGGUGAUCGUCCUUUACCUAUGGCGGAAAUCGCUAAUGCUCUUGCUUGUGAUGUUUAUGAGCUUGGGAAAAUGAUUCUUAGGGUUAUGGAUUUUUUGGAUUUGAGAGGAAAUGAUUUUCCUGAGUUUGAUAUUGUGUAUUCGUUGGAAAGGACUAUUAAUAGCUCUUGUUGUUUUGAUGAUGUUGAUAGGAGUUUGAUUGAUAAAAUGAAGAAACAGGGGGUGUUUUUGUUGCAGUGUGCUGUGAAGUUGUUUUUGAGUACCGGCCGUAGGCCGCUUCCUUUGGUAGUUGCUAUUUUGGUUUUGGUUGCUGAGAUUAACCAGGUUGAAAUUCGAAUGGAGGAUUUGGCGAAGGAGGUUCAUGUCGUUGUUUCCACUUGUAGAACUAGAUAUAAAGAGCUUCUUGAGACGCUUGUAAAAAUUGCACAAGUGUUGCCUUGGGGAAAAGAUAUAACUAAGAAAAAUAUUGUUAAGAAUGCUCCUUUUGUGAUUCAGUAUAUGGAGAAGAAGUCUAUGUCAAAGCCUGUUGAGAAGAGGAAGAAUCUUGAUCAGACUAGGUUUGAUUUGGAAGACGCGGUUGCCGAGUGCUUAACACAAGAGAAUGGAUAUGAGUAUGGGGUUGAUGGAUUAGUUUCCCGUAAAGAUUCUCAGUAUCUUUUAUUGCAAAGUAAUGCGGAUAGAGAAGGCAUCAGGAAUGUUGAUACGUUGCAGAUUUCACCUGAAUGUUUAUCACUGAUGUAUGAGAAGUUUUUAAACGAGAAUCGUAGUGCUAUGUCUUCGAGGAGUGCAAAUGUUCAGAAACGGAGAAGGGUGGAAUUUGAUUUUCAUGAGUGUAGGGAGUGGUGGGAUGGAGAAUCAGAACUGAGCAGAAAGCUUAUACUGAGAAAGUUACUAGAGAAGGAUAUUGGUGCGGAAACCAUGCCACCGUCAUUUGUUAAUGGUCAAUUGAAAUGUAAAAUAAGGCGAGAGAGGAUCGACGCUGCAAGGAAGCGGAUAAAAAGAAUAACUCAUCCAUUACAUGCUGAUCUCGAUGAUACUGUACCUCUUGGCAUUUUAGAUAGCACUUGCACUGAGAGAAGGAAGAAGAGAAGAGGAGUGGUAGUUGAUGGUAUUGAUUGGGAAGACUUGAUUAUUGAGACACUUAUUCUUCAUCAAGUAAAGGAAGAAGAAAUUGAGAAGGGGCAUUACAAUACUUUACUAGGCCUACACGUGUUUAACUCCGGUGUUGUAUAAGAGAGGUUUAAGGUGUAAAGACAUUACAUUAGAGGUUUCAGAUUUACUGGCAUUUUAAUGAUCUAUUGGAUAGUGAUAUUUUCUGAUUUACCACAAUCUUAUGAUAGAGCAGAUAUUUUUAUGCUGCAAAUUUUGUACUCAAACUUUUUAUUUUAUUCAUUUGUAAUGCAAGUUACUAACAGUUCAUUUUCCUUUUC